Molecule: messenger RNA, 994 nt
Organism: Linum tenue
Lineage: Eukaryota; Viridiplantae; Streptophyta; Magnoliopsida; Malpighiales; Linaceae
Source: the annotation of a GenBank genome assembly
GGGAUUCCGAAUCAGCAUAAGCCGAGGCGCACGCUCGUCUAUCUCGCCCUCAGCCUCGCCACUUCAGUCUUCUCCCCCGCAGUUCGACAGGCUCCACCGUCGCCUGCAAUAGUUGUAGCAGUCGUUCAUCGUAACCCUGAGUUCAAGGGAAAGUAAUCUUCGUAGUCAUUGGUUAGUGAAGCAGCAAGAUGAGGAAGUUGAAAUUUCAUGAGAAAAAGCUUCUGAAGAAAGUAAACUUCUUAGAAUGGAAGAGAGAAGGGAACCACAGGGAAGCCCAGGUAAUGCAACGUUACCAUGUUGUUGAGCGUGAUGAUUACAAGAACCCCUGUGAAACACAAAUCAGGUAUUCGGGUUUGUGCCGAAUGGUGCAGAAAUUGGUGAAUAUCUUGAAACAGAUGCAUCCUAAAGACCCAUAUCGCAUUGAAAUGACUGAUAUGCUUCUGGAGAAGCUGUAUAACAUGGGGGUUAUACCAAGCAGGAAAAGCUUAGCCCUUUGUGACCGCUUGUCAGUCUCUUCCUUCUGCAGACGAAGGCUUGCAACUGUAUUGGUGCGUGCAAAGUUUGCUGAACAUUUGAAAGAAGCCGUGACAUAUAUCGAGCAAGGACACGUUCGAGUAGGCCCGGAGACUGUGACUGACCCCGCAUUCUUGGUUACAAGGAACAUGGAGGACUUCAUAACCUGGGUGGACACAUCCAAGAUAAGGAGGAAAGUGCUUCAGUACAACGAUAAAUUGGAUGACUAUGAGGCCAUGAAUUGAUGUUUACCAUGAGAACAGGUCAAUUUUGCUUGGAUAUUAAUAUAGGAAGUGCUCACUCUGUGUGUCCCCCUGUGCCAAGUCUUGUAACGACCUUAGGGUCCAUAAUUGGUUGUGGUGAAUUCCAAACCUUUUGUAAUGGUCAGGGUAAAAAUUGGCAUUGUCGUUCCUGCAAAACAUGUUGGCAGAGUUAUAUGAGUAUUCUGGAAUCUAGAGUGAUGGUGAAAUUCUUGGGGCUC